AUGGGAGGGGUGGAAAGUCAUUUAUAUCAAUUAUCACAAAGAUUAAUUCAACGCGAACACAAAGUUAUAAUAAUCACUCAUUCUUAUGGAAAUCGAACCGGAGUUCGAUAUCUUACUAAUGGAUUAAAAGUAUAUUAUGUACCACAUGUGAUAUUAUAUUCCGAGGCAUCAAUGCCAACAUUUUAUGGCUUUUUCCCAAUAUUUCGAAAUAUUGUGAAACGGGAAAAAAUUGAUAUAGUACAUGGUCAUCAAGCAUUUUCUGCAUUAUGUCAUGAAGCAAUAUUACAUUCUCGUACAAUGGGAAUGAAGGCUUGCUUUACUGAUCACAGUUUGUUUGGAUUUGCUGAUGCCAGUAGUAUAUUUAUGAAUAAAAUGUUGAAAUUUACUCUGAGUGAUCUUGAUCACGUUAUUUGCGUUAGUCAUACAAGUAAAGAAAAUACGGUGCUUAGAGCGGCAUUGAAUCCUCAAAUGGUAUCAGUUAUACCAAAUGCCGUUGUUGCUUCGCAAUUCAAACCGGAUCCCGGUGCACAGGAUCCUAAUUUCAUUACUAUUGUUGUUGCAAGUAGGUUGGUUUAUAGAAAAGGCUUGGAUUUGUUGGUAGCUGCAAUUCCAAGAAUAUGUCAAAUGCAUCCUAAAGUUAAAUUCAUCAUUGGUGGAGAUGGUCCAAAGAGAAUAGAUUUAGAACAAAUGAGAGAGAAAUAUUUACUUCAUGAUCGUAUCGAAUUACUUGGUGCAGUAAUGCAUCAUGAAGUGAGAAAUGUUUUAACUAAAGGACAUAUAUUUUUAAAUACAAGUUUAACGGAAGCAUUUUGUAUCGGAAUUGUUGAAGCUGCUUGUUGUGGAUUGCUCGUUGUAAGCACUAAAGUUGGAGGAGUGCCAGAAGUACUUCCGAAACACAUGAUAAUUUUUGCUAAACCUGAGGAAGAUGAUUUAGUAAAUGCGGUAGCAAGAGCCAUUGAGAUGAUUAGGCUUAAAGAAGUUAUACCAAUCAAAUUUCAUGAUGAAAUUAAAGAAAUGUAUAGUUGGGUAAAUGUUGCUGAACGAACUGAAAAAGUUUAUGAUACAAUAUGGCAAAUGAGAAUUCCACCAUUAAUGGAAAGAUUAAGAAGGUAUUAUGGAUGCGGAGUAUGGGCAGGUAAAAUAUUUUGUAUAUUGGUAGCGAUAGAUUAUCUUGUAUGGAAAUUCUUAGAAUGGAUAUUUCCUGAACAAGAUAUAGAAAUUGCCUCCGCUUUUCCUUAUCAAAAAUAUAAAAAAAUGUGUCAGAUGGCAGAUAAAGAAGUAGUUAAUGAAUAA
Messenger RNA from Funneliformis mosseae, 1293 nucleotides. Lineage: Eukaryota; Fungi; Glomeromycota; Glomeromycetes; Glomerales; Glomeraceae. The record is from the annotation of a GenBank genome assembly.